Drosophila willistoni is the source of this 839-nucleotide messenger RNA. Its product is annotated as cytidine deaminase. The record is from RefSeq and is a predicted model, not a curated record. NCBI's taxonomy places the organism in Eukaryota, Metazoa, Arthropoda, Insecta, Diptera, Drosophilidae. Bases 107 to 808 code for a protein of 233 amino acids. Gene Ontology annotation, cellular component: cytosol. Gene Ontology annotation, molecular function: zinc ion binding; cytidine deaminase activity. The transcript is spliced from 2 exons.
UUCUUGACAAAAAUUUACUUUUGGAUAGAUUAGACUAGAUUAGAAAUUAAACAAACAUUAAUUAUUUUGGCCUUUAAAUUUUUGUAUUAAUUUAAAAUAAAAGAAAAUGUUGGAAAAACGUAAACUUCUUAAGCAAUACAUAAAAUGUCUCAACGAAAUGGAAAUGGAAUUAAAUAAGCGUAAGCUAAAUAAAAAAUUGAAUGGCUAUAUGGAUGCAUUGAAGGAACUUCAAUGUGAGGUGGACAAACGAGAAACAAAGGCAGCGGCGGUGGCGCAGGCAGCUGUAAAUGAGAAAGCCAUUAGCACCUCUCCGAAUCUGCCACAUCCCAAGAUGUUAGAUGAAUACAUUACCACAUACUGUGAGCUGGAUGACACUGGCCGUGAACUAUUGGAUGCGGCUUUGGAUGUACGGCAUAAUGCCUAUGCCCCGUAUAGUAAAUUUAAAGUGGGUGCAGCAUUCCGUUCUAAGAGUGGUGUAGCCUAUGCUGGCUGUAAUAUCGAGAAUGCGGCCUUCACUCCCGGUUGUUGUGCUGAGCGUGCUGCCUUGGCCAAGGGUAUUAGCGAGGGUGUCCUGAAAUAUACAGCUGGAGCUGUAGUUGCCUGUCAUCCAUCGGGAUUUACCACACCCUGUGGCGUAUGCCGUCAGUUUAUACUUGAAUUCGCCAAAGCUGAUAUUCCCCUGUAUAUAGCCAAAGCUCCGGAAGAUGAGGCUGCCAUUCCGGCCAUUGGCGAUGAUGAUGAAAUCUUGGUUACAUCUAUCUACAAUCUAAUGCCACAUAGUUUCACUGUCUUUGAGUCAAAGGAAUAAAAACUAAAGUACUUUUGUUGUUGUAUAUAUA